CUCACAUUGUUUGCAUUCCUAACUCCUCUUCGUGCAUGAAGGAGCAAAUAAAUGCUGGAAAAUAAUCCCUAGAGUUGUCCCUUUUCAUUCUCCAUCCACAUGUGUGACAACAACAAGCUCCGAUCCACUGUAAGCUGAGCAAAGAAGAGAUCUACAGAGUGAGUCAUUUUCUCUGAGAGCUGAAAUGGAGCAGAAAGGAGAUCAACUGGACCAAGAAACCUUUUCUUGUUCGAUCUGUCUGGAUCUACUGAAGGAUCCAGUGGCUAUUCCCUGUGGACACAGCUACUGUAUGAACUGUAUCAAAUCACACUGGGAUGGAGAAGAUCAGAUGAAGAUCUGCUGCCCUCAGUGCAGACAGACUUUCACACUGAGGCCUGUCCUGAAGAAAAACACCAUGUUAGCAGUUUUAGUGGAGCAGCUGAAGACUGGACCCCAAGCUGCUGCUGCUGUUCACUGCUAUGCUGGACCUGAAGAUGUGGCCUGUGAUGUCUGCACUGGGAGGAAGAGGAAAGCCCUCAAGUCCUGUCUGACUUGUCCGGCCUCUUACUGUGAGAAUCACCUCCGGCAUCAUUUUGAUGCACCUCCACUAAAGAAACACAAGCUGGUGGAGCCCUCAGAGAAGCUCCAGGAGAACAUCUGUUCUCUUCAUGAUGAGGUGAUGAAGAUGUUCUGCUGUACUGAUCAGCAGAUUAUCUGUUAUCUCUGCUCUGUGGAGGAUCAUAAAGGCCACGACACAGUCUCAGCUGCAGCCGAAAGGACUGGGAGGCAGAGAGAUCUCGAGGUGAGUCGACUCAACAUCCAGCAGAGAAUCCAGGACAGAGAGAAAGAUGUGGAGCUGCUUCAACAGGAGGUGGAGGCCGUCAGUCUCUCUGCUGAUAAAGCAGUGGAGGACAAUGAGAAGAUCUUCACUCAGCUGAUCCGUCGCCUCCAGAAAAGAAGCUCUGAUGUGAAGCAGCAGAUCAGAUCCCAGCAGGAAACUGAAGAGAGUCGAGUCAAAGAGCUUCAGGAGAAGCUGCAGCAGGAGAUCACUGAGCUGAAGAGGAAAGACGCUGAACUGAAGCAGCUCUCACACACAGAGGAUCACAACCAGUUUCUACACAACUACCCCUCAGUGUCACAACUCAGUGAACCUACAGACUCAUCCAGCAUCAAUAUCCGUCCUCUGAGAUACUUUGAGGAUGUGACAGCAGCUGUGUCAGAGCUCAGAGAUAAACUACAGGACAUCCUGAGUGACAAAUGUACGAACAUCUCACUGACUGAGAUUAAAGUGGAAAUUAUACUGCCAGAACCAGAGUCCAAGACCAGAGCUGAGUUCUUAAAAUAUUCACGUGAAAUCACUCUGGAUCCAAACACAGCAAACACACAUCUGCGGUUAUCUGCAGGGAACAGAAGAGCAGAAGGACGGAGAAACCCACAGUAUUAUUGCAGUCAUCCAGAUAGAUUCACUGGAUGGUGUCAGGCCCUGAGCAAAGAGAGUCUGACCGGACGUUGUUACUGGGAGGUGGAGUGGAGCGGAGGAGGAGUUCGUGUAGCUGUAGCAUACAAGGAUAUCAGCAGAACAGGAAGCUUGGAUGAAUGUGGAUUUGGAUUCAAUGACAAAUCUUGCGCUUUACAUUGUGAAACUGAAGGUUAUACAUUUUUGUUCAAAAACAUCUCAACUCCCGUCUCAGGUCCUCGAUCCUCCAGAGUCGGAGUGUACCUGGAUCACAGAGCAGGUAUUCUGUCCUUCUACAGCGUCUCUGAAACCAUGACUCUCCUCCACAGAGUCCAGACCACAUUCAAUCAUCCUCUCCAUGCUGGAAUUUGUCUUUGUUAUUAUUCUGAUGGAGCUGACGCUGAAAUCUUACCUGCUCUGGAACCAUGGGGUCUCCAUCCAGGACCGGAAGAAGAGACUCCUCCACUCAGUCCCACCCCACACUGGUUCUCUCCAUACCCAACACGAGACCUGUACAGCAUGCUGUACAGGUCUUGUGAGUCGCUGCCUCUGAGAGCUGAAAUGGAGCAGAGAGGACUUCAGGUGGACCAGGAAACCUUUUCUUGUUCAAUCUGCCUGGAUAUACUGAAGGAUCCAGUGACAAUUCCCUGUGGACACAGCUACUGUAUGAGCUGUAUCAAAUCACACUGGGAUGAAGAGGAUCAGAGGAGGAUCUACAGCUGCCCUCAGUGCAGAGAGAUCUUCACACCGAGGCCUGUCCUGAAGAAAAACACCAUGUUAGCAGCUUUAGUGGAGCAGCUGAAGAAGACUGGACUCCAAGCUGCUCCUGCUGAUCACUGCUAUGCUGGACCUGAAGAUGUGGCCUGUGAUGUCUGCACUGGGAGGAAGCUGAAAGCCUUCAAGUCCUGUCUGACAUGUUUGAUCUCUUACUGUGAGGAUCACCUCCAGCCACACUAUCAACUACCUGCCUUUGAAAAACACAAGCUGGUAGACCCCGUGAAGAAGCUCCAGGAGAACAUCUGCUCUCGUCAUGAUGAGGUGAUGAAGAUAUUCUGCCGUACAGAUAAGAAACGUAUCUGUUAUCUCUGCUCUGUGGAUGAACAUAAAGGUCAUGACACAGUCUCAGCUGCAGCAGAAAGUACUGAGAGGCAGAGAGAGUUCGAGGUGAGACGACUAAUCCAGGACAGAGAGAAAGAUGUGAAGCUGCUUCAACAGGAGGUGGAGGCUAUCAGUCGCUCUGCUGAUAAAGCAGUGGAGGACAGUGAGAAGAUCUUCACUCAGCUGAUCCGUCUCCUCCAGAAAAGAAGCUCUGAUGUGAAGCAGCAGAUCAGAUCCCAGCAGGAAACUGAAGUGAGUCGAGUCAAAGAGCUUCAGGAGAAGCUGCAGCAGGAGAUCACUGAGCUGAAGAGGAAAAACGCUGAACUGAAGCAGCUCUCACACACAGAGGAUCACAACCAGUUUCUACACAACUACCCCUCAGUGUCACAACUCAGUGAACCUACAGACUCAUCCAGCAUCAAUAUCCGUCCUCUGAGAUACUUUGAGGAUGUGACAGCAGCUGUGUCAGAGCUCAGAGAUAAAUUACAGGACAUCCUGAGGGACGAAUGGACAAACAUCUCACUGACAGUGACAGAAGUGGACGUUUUACUUUCAGAACCAGAACCCAAGACCAGAGCUAGAUUCUUAAAAUAUUCACGUUUAAUCACUCUGGAUCCAAACACAGCAAACCCAUGGCUGCUAUUAUCUGAGGGCAACAGAGAAGUAGAAAUGUGUCCACCACAGCCUUAUACUCCUCAUCCAGACAGGUUCACUUAUUAUCGUCAGGCCCUGAGCAAAUGGAGUCUGACUGGACGUUGUUACUGGGAGGUGGAGUGGAGAGGGGACGGAGUUCGUGUAGCUGUUGCAUACAAGAAUAUCGGCAGAGCAGGAGACUCAGAUGAAUGUAGAUUUGGACGCAACAACAAAUCCUGGGCUUUACAGUGUGACACUGACGGUUAUGAGUUUUGGUUCAACAACCUUAAAACUCUCGUCUCAGGUCCUGUUUCCUCCAGAGUCGGAGUGUACCUGGAUCACAGCGCAGGUAUUCUGUCCUUCUACAGCGUCUCUGAAACCAUGACUCUCCUCCACAGAGUCCAGACCACAUUCACUCAGCCUCUCUAUGCU
Molecule: messenger RNA, 3598 nt
Organism: Scomber scombrus (Atlantic mackerel)
Lineage: Eukaryota; Metazoa; Chordata; Actinopteri; Scombriformes; Scombridae
Exons: 6
Molecular function (GO): protein binding; zinc ion binding
Source: RefSeq, a predicted model, not a curated record